This is a messenger RNA of Cornus florida, 1396 nucleotides long. RefSeq lists its product as uncharacterized. NCBI's taxonomy places the organism in Eukaryota, Viridiplantae, Streptophyta, Magnoliopsida, Cornales, Cornaceae. The record is from RefSeq and is a predicted model, not a curated record. The coding region runs from base 553 to 1074 and encodes 173 amino acids. The transcript is spliced from 4 exons.
AAUUCGUUUGGCCGCAAAAAAAAAAAAAAAAACAAAAAACAAAAAAAAAAGAAUUAAGUUUUUUUUAAUUUUUAAAUAAAAAAAAUUAAAAAGAAUUAUUUUUUUCUUUGUCAUUAAAAAGAAUUAUUUUUAGAUCACGGUUUUUAGAGUUCUCUGAAUAUAAGUUUUUUUUUUUAAAAAUUUUUAAAUUGAGUUUUUUAUUAUUUUUUUCCAAAGUUGGAGAUAGAUACCUGGUAGCCCACAAGAUAGGACGUUGGUCUCGUCUGUCAAAUAAUUGGCCCAAACAAAAUGGUCCUUUAGCAUGAGGGGGCUUGGUCCAUAAACAUUUGGAUGGGCUUUUUAAGAAAAAGAUCCAAACUGCAGGACUGCAGAUAGAGAUUCCAUGGAGUAAUCCUAUUGCGUCUAUUUUUAUUUAGAGUGAGAACUUCCUUUCUCGACCAAAAAUCCAAUCUUUAAAACAAAAAAUCCAAUCUUUGUUUGUCCCAUGAAGAAACUAGUGCUCAUAUUCAAUCUCACACUUUGUGCCUAUGCAGAGAUUAUUAGCUAGAAAUUAUGAGUAAAAGAACGCAAAAGCACGAGGCUAAUGCAGCAUUCGAACAACUUCCUGAAUUUAGCAAGCUCAAGCACUUGACAUUGCAACUUGUAGCAGAUUAUUUUUCAAAACUUCUCGUUUGGACUACCUUGAUAAAUGGAUCACCUUUGCUGCAUAAAUUUAAAUUGCAGAUAGAAUAUUUGGGACCUCGUGAGAAGCGAUAUGAAAGAAAAAUGCUUGAAGGUGGCAAUUGCCCCCAUCAAAGCCUAAAGGAGGUGGAAUUGGCUGGGUUUGUUGGCCGAGUUAUUGACCUCGAGUUUGCCCACUACUUGAUUAAGAAUGCCGUCACAUUGGAGAAGAUUAUAAUUGAUCGUCAUUGUACAAUUCGUGCUAGCAGACCAAGCCCGUGGCUGUUUGAGGAAACCAAGGAGAAACAAUGCAAAACAGCGUGCUAUGGAACUCCAAAAAAGUCUACCUUCAAGAAUAAAAAUGGAAAUUAUUUAAUCUUGCUCAACUACAUUUCGUUGCUGCUUGAUGUUUAGUUUGUUCGUAGUUCUAAGAUAAUAAGUUGAUUAUUGGCAAUUUGUUUGUACUUCUAAGAGAGUUUCGUGACUCUAACUAUUACUACUACAACAUCUAGUCCGCGCCUUUUUCUAGCUGGGGAAGGACAGGUAGAUUUCUCGGAGUUUGAGUUCGUUUAUUUCGUCGGAGCUUGGUUCUUGUCCCCCGAGAAUUAGCUGCUGUUUGAAAAAAUUUGAGGGACGUAGAGUGAGUGUGGAGUUACUUGCUGAAGUAAUAAAUAAAAAUUCUCCUAAUGUUUUAUAAGCUGUUAUUGAAAGUAGAACUGUUAAUUUUAAAUUCAUA